AUGACGAAAGCAAAGAAGAAAAAAGAGGCGACAGCGAGCAUGGAGGGCAGCGAUGAUUGGCUGUCCCAUUUGCCGGAAAACCUCAUCCACCACAUAAUGUCGUUUCUUUCCCGUGCAGAAACAGCCCGGCUCUCCACCUUCUCAAAACGACUGUCGUAUGCACGCCUCUCUUUCCCACACUUCGACUUCCAGUUCCAUUAUACCAACCCUCUCACCAAGCCCAAGUUUCACGAAUAUCAUUCUGAUGAGGACCACUUCUUGGAAUUCGUGCACAAUUUUCUCGAACGACAUCGUAAUUUGGAAACCAAUUUUGAGACGCUGAGUUUAAAGACAAGAAAAUCCCACAACUGGAUCGACAUUGCAUUGGAGAAUACGAAUAUUUUCCGUAUAUCAAAGAUGCAUCGUGGAUUGAAAAGCGUUGAGGUUACUAGUUCUGCUGAACUCAUUAGAACGAUUUCCAUUCAUUAUUGCUCUGGACUGGAGAGGAAUCACGUUGACAAAAAAGCGAGUUUUGAAUUGUUUUUCCGUGCUACAAACACUUAUGAGAUUGUCGAUAUUGAUCUGGCUUGUCGAAAGUCUCUUAAAGUCUUGAAACUGGAGAGAGUAAAGAUUACCGACGACUGGUUUCGGAACAACGUUUCUGAAUUUGAAUUCCUUGAGACUCUGAAGUUGUUUGCAUGCCAGGAACUGAAAAAUGUUCGAAUACGCAACGAAAAUCUCAAGUGUUUGGAGUUGGAAUCUUGCAAUGCGUUAAAGAAUAUUGACGUUAUGAUAUCAGGACUGGAAUCUUUUUCAUGUUGCAGUUAUAGAAACACUACUGAGAUUAUCAACAUCAAUAUAUCUCGCUUCUUGCAAGUCCCUUAA
Molecule: messenger RNA, 864 nt
Organism: Morus notabilis
Lineage: Eukaryota; Viridiplantae; Streptophyta; Magnoliopsida; Rosales; Moraceae
Exons: 3
Coding region: 1-864 (287 amino acids)
Molecular function (GO): protein binding
Source: RefSeq, a predicted model, not a curated record